CAAAGUUCCAACUUCCAAAUGUUGGCUGCUGGCAAUAAAGUACUAAAAGGAGCUUGGUGAAAUUCAUCAUUAGGUAGUAGUGAACUCCAUUACUGUGAAAGGAAAUACUCCCGUGAAUCAGCUCCAGUUAUAACAAGCAGGCUUUUGAGCUCUUAAUUAGGAACGAACAUCUCCGGCUUCAGUGUGAAAAAAGGAGGAAGGUUGCUGCGUACGUACUCAUGGAGCUCUAUAGUGUGAAACUCAUAAACCAAAUUCAGUAUAUCUCUGACCUCGAUCUCUUUAAUUAUUUCUCUCUAGAUUGUUUAUUUUUCCAGUUCGCCUUGAUUGCUUUGGGUGGUAUAUACUUGUGAGUUUAUAUAAUUUUCAAGGCUAUUGUAAGAAUGAUUGGUCUUUAGCUUUCAGAACUCUCUGGUUGGAUUAGAUUCAAGCUGGGAAAAGAAAAUCCUCAGGCAUUCCCUUGCAUAUCGUCUAUCUUCUACAAAAGUAAACAUCAUGUUUGACCCUAAACCCAUCUUGGGCAUGAGAUUUUAAUUAGGUGGGGUUUUCGUGCCAGAGGAUUGGGCAUCAUCACAAGAAUACUAAUUCUAUUUUGUUACCUACAGGAUUUUACCACUAAGGUUAGGUUGGGUGAAGAUAAGUUUUUUUUUUCUUCCCAAAAGAGAUUAGCCAGAGAAGUCAUUUUGGUGAGAAUAUUAGACAUAGUAGCUUUCUGCAAUUUUCUACGGUUACUAAAUUCUAAAUAUUAUUAUGAGCCAAAAGCAUUACUUGUAUUAAAUUACAUACAUGAGAAAAAAACUAAAUUAAGUUAAUUAUGAGAUGAAUUUUUGUUGUGAGUUAGUAAAAGGAUUACUUUAGGGUAAGUACGUGACUACAAUAUUCAAGUUUGUAUCUAGUUGCAAUAUCUUUCUUAGUGUUCUUCUUCUAGUUUUCGAGCAUGUCUUUCUCUGAACCACAAGUUGUGUGUUUUUCUUUCUUCAACUUUAUUCACUACAUUGUUAUUGUUUUCUUUAUUUACUUCAUGAUAAUGUUUGAAUAAUAUGUGCUUAUUUCUUUUUAUAUUUUUAUUUUUUAAAAGAUGAACAAAGGAUUUCAUUCCUACCCGAAUGGUGACUCGAACUCAUAAACUCGAUCUUAGGUAGUGGGUGCUUUAAACCAUCACAUGAAUUCUACAUGAACAGAUCAGGUUAUGGAAAAUUGUCAAGUCACUUCGUCGUGACAUUAUCGUUUGGUAUUUGGUUUGACUAUCAAAAUGCCUUUAGGGUCUACGAAUGCAUGCGUGCCUCUUAUUUAAUAAAGUGAUAUGAACAUGACCAUGUUUUUUUUUUUUUUUGACGAAAAAACAUGACCAUGUUUGAAGGAUAUAGAUCUACACAAACAAACAUUUAUAUAUAUGCGAUAAAAACCGAUCUCCCUAGGUUAAAAUUGACUACACACUAAACCCUAAUUUAGAAGUUUAUACUUCUUCGAGGAUUUGAGCAUGUAAACAAUCUUAAAUAAGUGAUAGAUUUCUUUUCCCGGUUUUAGAUCGUUUGUCCCAAUUUUAUGCAAGAGCUAGUUAGGCUUAGCUAGGCAUGAGCUGUAACUCGAUCAUCCAUCCUCAUACUAAUGUAGAGAGAUGGCUAAUUUUCCAGAUGACAAUUAGACUGAAAGUUUUAAGUGUCGACCCAGUUACGGUAAAAUAGGUAUUAGGGGUUGGUGAACAGUCAGGUUCUCCGUAAAUUCCAAUGUGUGCAUAAGAUUAAUCUCAUAUAAGCCACUAUAUUAAGUUGGGCUGCUGUUUCAUAAAAACAGCUAAUCUAACUCGUUAGUCACUUUUUAAUUUAUGGUUGUUCCAGAGGUGCACAUGCUCUUCUAUCUAUUGAGUACAACACUAGCUAAAUGUAUGGUUGACUGUUGAAAAUGUUGUACUGAAAUGUUUGAAAUGCAUGUGUUGAAAGCACUCUCCACUGAGUCUCCAGAUCACUAGCUCCAGUGAAAUACAAUUGAAAGCCACUAUAGCUACGACCAGUAGUACUCUAUGGUGCUACGUAUACCAAUCCUUGUACUUCAAAGCUUUUAUUCCUUUGGAAGCUACAAUCCACCUCAAACAAUUGUAAUAUAUUUGUUGUAAAACUUUCUCAACUCUACUCACCAAAACAAAGGUGAAACAAUUUAAAAAAAAUCAUAAGAGCGUGUGUUUAGUUUGUAACAGUCAUAAAUUAUCAGUGACAAAACUGAGAUAAAAAAAAUUAAACAUUUAUAACAUGUGGUAAUAAUUUGUGAAAUAGACUAAUACAUUACUAAACAUUUUUGCUAUAAAUUAGAAUUAUGCAGAACUAUACCAAACCAAUUAACACAUAACGAUUGCUCAAAAACACAUUACUGAGAUAUUAAUACAUGUUAAUUUUUACGUCCCCUCUAAAACGAGCCGGUCCAUGAGUCUAUCUCGAUCUCUUUUUCUUUCCACUGCCGAAUCCCACCCACUCCCUCCCUUGUCCUGAAAUGAUGAAUAGCCCUAAGAAUCAACAGAAGAACAAGAAAGAAUAAGGCACAUACAAGACGCAACAGAACGUAGCUUUCAUUUAGUGCUACAUUCUUAGAUCAACCAUUCAACCAUAAUAAACAACAAUGAAAAGAGAAUUCGAAACUUUUAUUUUUUUGAGUCAAGAAAAAAGAACAUACCAUAACAAUAAGAUUUAUAUAGAAACUUUUAUAAUAUACGUGGAUGGUAUAUAUAUUCGGUGGUGUUAUUGUUUUGUUUCUGGUCCCUCUGGGAACUUGGGUCCCCGAUAAGCCCUCUGUUCAUCUCUCUCUCUGAUACAAAGCUACCUUGUCCGUUUCUUGCUUUUCUUCUCUCUCAGUAUUGCUGCGCUCCGCGUUACAUGUCUUUUCCCACAGAUUCCGAACACCGCGUUCUGCGACCACUUCACUCCCUUUUAAACAAAUCACUCUCCUCCUCCUACCCUCUGCAUUGUACGAAAUAACCAAUCAGAAUCACCACCGCGGUAUUGUUUAUAUUAUCAUCUUAAUCAUAUUAUAUACAACUAUACACAACUCUCUCUCUGCUGCUGUGAUCUUAGUUUGGUUUAGUUUCUUCCAUCAUCAAUGAGGGCUCAUCCCAGGCACGAACGCCGAUGGGCCUCGGACUCGGUCCCGGAGAAGACGCUAGUCAGCACUGGCACGUCCCCCGGGACUGAGUCUACCUCGGCGGAGGAGUUCGUCGAGGUGACGCUAGAUUUGCAGGACGACAACACCAUCGUCCUCCGCAGCGUCGAGCCGGCGACGGUGAUUAAUAUUACAGACGACAGAGGAGCCGAGGCUACUCCGGCGUCUUCCUCCAGGUCGCCGUCGAUAAGGCGGAGCUCGUCCAACAGCAGAAUCCGGCAGUUCUCUCAGGAGCUGAAAGCGGAGGCGGUGGCCAAGGCCAAGCAGUUCUCUCAGGAGCUCAAGGCCGAGCUGAGGCGGUUCUCGUGGAGCCAUGGAAAUGCGUCGCGGGUGCUGGCGGCUUCUUCGGCGGUUGCUUCUCAGAAUGAUGGCGGAGGCGGAGGAGGAGCCGGGAGCGGUUAUUAUGACUCGGCUCUGGCGGCGAGGGCUCUGAGGAGGCAGCGGGCUCAGCUCGAUCGAACCCGCUCCGGAGCGCAGAAGGCCCUCCGAGGACUGAGGUUCAUCAGCAACUGCAAGAACAAGAGCAAUGGCGUGGAUGCAUGGAACGAGGUGGAGAGCAAUUUCAACAAGCUCGCCAAAGACGGCAACCUCUACCGCGCCGAUUUCGCCCAAUGCAUAGGAAUGAAAGAUUCGAAGGAGUUUGCUCUGGAACUGUUCGAUGCGCUGGGCCGGAGACGAAGACUAAAGGUGGAGAGAAUCAGCAAAGACGAGCUUUACGAGUUUUGGUCGCAAAUUUCCGAUCAGAGUUUCGAUUCAAGGCUUCAGAUCUUCUUCGACAUGGUCGACAAAAAUGAAGAUGGAAGAAUUACCGAAGAAGAAGUAAAAGAGAUCAUCAUGCUGAGUGCUUGUGCCAACAAGUUAUCAAGAUUGAAGGAACAAGCAGAGGAAUAUGCAGCCCUGAUCAUGGAAGAGUUGGAUCCUGAAAGACUUGGCUAUAUUGAGCUAUGGCAAUUGGAGACCCUUUUGCUCCAAAAGGACACGUACCUAAACUACAGCCAAGCACUGAGCUACACGAGCCAAGCCUUAAGCCAGAACCUCCCAGGCCUCCGAAGGCGAAGCCCGAUACGCAGAAUCAGCAGCAAGUGCCUCUACUACUUGCAAGAAAACUGGAAGAGACUCUGGGUUUUGGCACUCUGGGUGUGCAUUAUGAUCGGACUUUUUACGUGGAAGUUCUUUCAGUACAAGCAGAAAAAAUCCUUUCAUAUAAUGGGGUACUGUCUUCUUACCUCCAAGGGCGCGGCAGAGACGUUGAAGUUCAACAUGGCUCUGGUGCUGUUACCGGUGUGUAGAAACACCAUUACUUGGCUCAGGAACACCAGGCUCGGGUUCGUUGUGCCUUUCGAUGACAAUAUCAACUUCCAUAAGAGCAUUGCUGCAGCCAUUGUAAUCGGUGUUAUUCUCCAUGCUGGGAACCAUCUUGCGUGUGAUUUUCCGAGGCUUAUAAAGGUGUCUGAAUCAGUCUAUGAGGAGUAUUUGCAUGACGACUUUGGAACGCAUAAACCCACAUACGUAGAUUUAGUUAAAGGGGCCGAAGGAGUGACUGGAAUUAUAAUGGUGGUAUGCAUGGUAAUUGCUUUCACACUCGCAACAAAAUGGUUCAGGCGGAGCCUCAUUAAGCUGCCCAAGCCCUUCAAUAGGCUCACUGGUUACAAUGCAUUUUGGUAUUCACAUCACUUAUUUGUCAUCGUCUAUGCCUUGCUCGUUAUCCACGGAGUCUUCCUCUAUCUUGUGCACAAAUGGUACCUUAAGACGACUUGGAUGUAUCUUUCCGUUCCAGUUAUACUAUAUGCUGGUGAAAGAAUCCUGAGAGUCUUCCGGUCUGGCUUUUAUACUGUCCGUCUUCUGAAGGUUGCUAUUUAUCCGGGAAAUGUUCUCACAUUGCAAAUGUCUAAGCCACCCCAGUUUAAAUACAAAAGUGGACAGUAUAUGUUUGUUCAGUGCCCGGCUGUUUCCCCUUUUGAGUGGCAUCCGUUUUCAAUUACAUCUGCUCCCGGUGAUGACUACCUUAGCGUUCACAUCCGUCAGCUUGGUGACUGGACACAAGAGCUUAAGAGGGUUUUCUCAGAAGCCUGUGAGCCUCCCUUAGCUGGGAAGAGUGGCCUGCUAAGGGCUGAUGAAACCACCAAGAAAAGUUUGCCCAAGCUUUUAAUAGAUGGACCUUAUGGUGCCCCGGCACAAGACUACCGGAAAUAUGAUGUCCUGCUACUUGUUGGUCUUGGGAUUGGGGCGACACCUUUCAUUAGUAUUUUGAAAGAUUUGCUCAACAAUAUUGUCAAAAUGGAGGAACAGGCAGAUUCUCCCUCAGAUUUCAGUAGAAAUUCAGACCUAAGUUCAGGAAGUACAGAUUCUCCCAACAAGGUUUAUCUGAAACGAAAAAAGCCACUGAAGACCACCAAUGCCUACUUCUAUUGGGUAACUAGGGAGCAAGGCUCAUUUGAUUGGUUCAAAGGAGUGAUGAAUGAAGUUGCAGAUCUUGAUCAAAGGGGUGUCAUUGAGAUGCACAACUAUUUGACUAGUGUGUAUGAGGAAGGCGAUGCUCGGUCAACACUCAUCACCAUGGUCCAAGCUCUCAACCAUGCUAAGAAUGGGGUUGAUAUUGUAUCUGGCACUAGGGUUCGCACUCAUUUUGCAAGGCCUAACUGGAAGAAAGUUUUCUCAAAAUUUUCCUCCAAGCACUAUGGUGCAAGGAUAGGGGUAUUCUAUUGUGGAGCACCAGUUUUGGCCAAAGAACUCAGCAAGCUUUGCUAUGAGUUCAAUCAAAAAGGUCUAACCAAAUUUGAAUUCCACAAGGAGCACUUUUGAAAGAUUCCUGGCAUGCAUAUAUAAGUACAGCGCUUAUGCCUCAGCUUCUCCAUUCAACUCCAUUACUUGCAGAAAGAAAUUUUGCAAUAAUCUUAGUUCAAUAAAACGAAGAGGAAUUUUGUACAGUCUUGGGUAGAAAAAAAGACAAAAAAAAAACAAAAUGAUGUAUACAUAUAUUUAGUAUAUAUAUAUAUAUAUAUAUAUAUAUAUAUAUAUAUAUAUAUAUAUAUAUAUCGAAGCAAGCAAGCACAACCAGAAGAAAUGUUCUGGUUAUAGUGAGAUUGAUGAUUAGGAAUCUCAAUGAUGCAAUAUUAGCCCUGCACUGCACUAGUGGCCUAAGAUGGGAUCAUAGGUGAGGUGUAGCAAGUGGCCUAAACUGUCAUUGUAGGGGAAGGUACUAGCUUAGAGUGUGGUACAGCUACAAUGGAGAAGUUGACCCAAAGUUGGUAAAAGGUUUGAAUGGGGUGAGUGGUAGACACCCAUUGGUGGGGAGAAGAAGACAGUUUUGGAAAAGGAGAGAAACUGAGGAAGGUUCUCUGAACUUAUGGAUUGAGGUGAGGUGGGAGUGAGAUGGCUCUGUCCGUUUGAGGAAACUCUUCCUUGUUCAUCUUUUGUGAAGUGGGCUCAGAGAAUCCUUCUAGAAUGUUGAGGAUUAUGAUGCAGAGGACCACAUGGAAUGCAAAUAUUUUUAUAGGGUACUUUACAAUAAUAGAGUUUUGCCUGUAAAUGAGGAUCAUACUUUUAGUUUUUCUCAUUGGGGGUCAGAUCCAUAUGAAUGAAGCAUAGUAUUGCAGUA
Messenger RNA from Rosa rugosa (rugosa rose), 6742 nucleotides. Its product is annotated as respiratory burst oxidase homolog protein A. Gene Ontology annotation, molecular function: NAD(P)H oxidase H2O2-forming activity; calcium ion binding; peroxidase activity. Bases 3085 to 5946 code for a protein of 953 amino acids. The record is from RefSeq and is a predicted model, not a curated record. Gene Ontology annotation, cellular component: plasma membrane. The transcript has 14 exons. Lineage: Eukaryota; Viridiplantae; Streptophyta; Magnoliopsida; Rosales; Rosaceae.